GCUGGCCACUGUCGGGAGUGGGCGUGUGCCAGCCCGGAAGCAUGAGGACACUGGAAGACUCCUCGGGCACAGUCCUGCAUCGCCUCAUCCAGGAGCAGCUGCGCUAUGGCAACCUGACCGAGACCCGCACGCUGCUGGCCAUCCAGCAGCAGGCCCUGCGGGGUGGGGCUGGGGGCACAGGGAGCCCCCCAGCCUCCUCGGAGAUCCUGCCACCUGAGGAUAGUCAGGUGUUGCAGCAGGCCACACGACAAGAACCCCAGGGCCAGGAGCAUCAGGGUGGGGAGGCCCACCUGGCAGAGAACACCCUCUAUCGGCUUGGCCCACAGACCAGCAAGGGAGAGGAGCUGCCCACCUACGAGGAGGCCAAAGCCCAUUCACAGUACUAUGCGGCCCAGCAGGCAGGCUCCCGGCCUCCCACCAGCGAGCGAGAGCCACGUGGGGCCCUGGGAGGCAGCCGCCGGCAGGACGAGGCCCUGAAGGAGCUGCGGCACGGGCACGUGCGCUCCCUGAGUGAGCGGCUCCUGCAGCUGUCUCUGGAGAGGAAUGGUGCCAGGGCCCCGAGCCACAUGAGCUCCUCCCACAGCUUCCCCCAGCUGGCCCGAAACCAGCAGGGACCCCUACCCAGGGGCCCCCUUGCCGAGGGCCCAGAGCCCCGAGGACCCCCACCUCAGUAUCCACAAGUUGUACUAGCGCAUGAGAGCAUCGCCGCCUUCCCGGGUCCCAGGGGAUGCCAGUGGGAACCAUCUCACCACACCAGAGGCAACCCGCACUUCCAGCAUGCUGAAAUCAGGAUCCUGCAGACCCAGGUGCCCCCAGUAUUCCUGCAGCAGCAGCAGCAGCAACAGCAAUAUCAGUACAUGCAGCAGCCCCAAGAGCACCCCCCACCUCUACCCCCUGCCGCUCAUGCCCACGCCCACGGACACCUGGGCUCCCUCAAUCCACCUGAAGUGGAAGGGCCAAUGAGCAUCCAGGCCUCUUUGGCCCCCUCGGGCAGUGCCCACCUGGCCCAGCUGGAGACUGUGCUGCGGGAGAAUGCCAGGCUCCAGAGAGACAACGAGAGGCUGCAGAGAGAGCUGGGGAGCUCCGUAGAAAAGGCUGGCCGCAUGGAGAAGCUGGAAGGCGAACUCCAGCGGCUCUCGGAGGCCCACGAGAGCCUGACGAGAGCCUCCUCCAAGCGCGAGGCCCUUGAGAAGACCAUGCGGAACAAAAUGGACAGUGAGAUGCGGAGGCUGCAGGACUUCAACAGGGAUCUUAGAGAGAGAUUGGAAUCUGCAAACCGCCGCCUGACAAGCAAGACACAAGAGGCCCAGGCCGGCAGUCAGGACAUGGUGGCCAAGCUGCUUGCUCAGAGCUACGAGCAGCAGCAGGAGCAGGAGAAGCUGGAGCGGGAGACGGCCCUGCUGCGCGGGGCCAUUGAGGACCAACGGCGGCGAGCCGAGCUGCUGGAGCAGGCCCUGAGCAAUGCCCAGGGCCGGGCGGCACGAGCUGAGGAGGAGCUGCGCAAGAAGCAGGCCUACGUGGAGAAGGUGGAGCGGCUGCAGCAGGCUCUCGGGCAGUUGCAAGCCGCCUGUGAGAAGCGCGAGCAGCUGGAGCUACGUCUGCGGACGCGCCUGGAGCAGGAACUCAAGGCUCUGCGUGCGCAGCAGAGACAGGCAGGCACCCUGAGCUGUAGCAGUGGCGGGUCCCCAGAGCUCAGUGCACUGAGGCUGUCAGAGCAGCUGCGGGAGAAGGAGGAGCAGAUCCUGGCACUGGAAGCCGACAUGACCAAGUGGGAGCAGAAGUAUCUGGAGGAACGGGCCAUGAGGCAGUUUGCCAUGGACGCAGCUGCCACAGCUGCCGCCCAGCGCGACACCACCCUCAUCCGACACUCCCCCCAGCCCUCGCCCAGCAGCAGCUUCAACGAGGGCCUGCUGGUCGGCGGCCACAGGCACCAGGAAAUGGAGAGCAGGUUAAAGGUGCUCCACGCCCAGAUCCUGGAGAAGGACGCCGUGAUCAAGGUUCUUCAGCAGCGCUCCAGGAAAGACCCUGCCAAGGCCACCCAGGGCUCCCUGCGGCCCGCCAAAUCUGUGCCAUCCAUCUUUGUCGCUGCUGCGGCCGGCACCCCAGGCUGGCCAGGGCUGCCCUCCAGUGAGCAGCAAGCAGAUGUCUCUGCCCACAUGACUCUAGCUGACAAGGCCCCUGCAGGGGAGCCAGCGGGCACAGCCCUUUUCCUAACUCAUGCCAAACACGGGAGCAAAGAUGGGAGUGCCCAAACGGAUGGCCCACUGGAUAGCGCCCCGACGUGUGUGGUGCAGGAGCCCGACAGCCUUCCGGGGGGCACCCGUAGCCAGCGGACAGCCUCACCAGACUCUGUAGCCACAUCCAGAGCCCAGGACUUGUCAGACAUGGUGGAGAUACUGAUCUGAAAGAGACUCAGCUGUUUCCUGCCCUCCUCAGCAUCUGCCACCCGGCCAUUCCAGCAGCCCCUGCACCUGCUGAUUCCUGUGCUUCUCAACCAGGCACUCAUUUCCACCCAUUAUCUGGUCCCCGGAGCUCUGGCAGGAGCGCUCUGGGCAAGGGGCGCGGUGAGCACUAACAUUUUACCAGGAAGAUCCUGCUUUUUAGCCACAUACUUCCUCCUCCAGGGUCUGUGGAAAAUGAGGAUUCAGCCUUGGCCCGCUGCCCUAGGCUUGCUGUCAGAAGGUCAGAAGAGAGAGGACCCCCUCUGACCGCCCAGUUGAUACUUAAGUCAGAGGGAAGGGGGCUCUUUGUGUGGAGGGCUGACUUCCAGGCUGGCUGCCCGUGGACAUCAGGCGGGCAGGCUGGUUUAGGAAUUGAGUCAGCCCCGGUGUCUCCUUUGUGCCGUGUGUGUGCCCAGCUACCUUCACUUGUCCUCAGCUCCUCACUGCCUCCUUAGCAUCAGCAAGACGUAAAUCUCUGGGGGAACCAUUGGGGACACUGGUCUUACGGACGCCCUAGCCUGACUGCCUCGAUUGGUGUGGGUCAGGGGCCAUUUAAAUGGACUGGGCGGUGCUGUGCAGUUUGUAUAUAAUUCCUUUUGUGGAACCGAAGGUGGAAACGUGCUGAUUCCAAUUCUGGCCCCUGCGCUGCGCUUCCCUGCCCCUGCUGCCACCUUCCCUGUGACUUCUGGCUGGCCGCCCAGCCCUUUCUCCUCCUCAAGUUCUCGGCCAUGGAGUUUGAUACCGGUUGAUUCAUGGGAUGUUGGCUGUUGUCUUUUUCUCCAUCUCGAACCCCUCACUAGCCUCUUGACACGGCUCUGCAGCUCUUGUUCCUGAAACACCCUGUUGGUUUGCUCGUAAAUCCUGAGCCACAUGAAAUGAACGAGCCAACACACAGACAUCUGCCAUGCCCAUGCGUGGGCUUGGGGGGCCUCCCCCCAUCGAUACCAGUGCUCCGAGGAAACUGGAGAAGCUGGUCAGUUUCCUGAGUGACCCUGUUCCCCGCCGGAUGGAUGGGGACAGGAAGCUCUGCUGUUGAAAAUGAGAUGAAAGACAAGACUCAAAUAGUCCUCAGAACGGAGUGCCCAUCACCAAAUGGUGCCCGUGAGGCUGGCUCCUCAAGCUACCCGUACCCUGAAGCAAGGCCAGAAACCUUGGACAUGGGGUGAAGCGCCCCACUGGGCAGUCUGCCAUCAGCAGCAAACUUUGACUUCUGGUCUUAAAGGUUGGUGCCCUUCCCUGCAACUCAACCCCAGGAGUGACUGGUGGAUUUCAGCAGUUUGUCUUGACUCUGUGACUCUUGUUUUAUUGGUGUUUGUGUUUUGUUUUGUUUUUUUCCUUUACUGUUUUUAGGUUUUAUGUAUGUGUUAUUUUAUUCCUACAGUUCCUCAAGUUUUCUUUUUAAACAUUGGCAUUUGCUGGACAAUUGCAUAUUUUUUUAAUCUUCCUCACCCCACCGUAAGCCGAACAGUACAUUUGGUUCAUGUGCGUUGUUUACAAAGCAAAAAGAAAAGGGAGGUGGGGUGGGAGGCAAAAACUAUUGUGAAGGGGGGAAAAAACACACAGCGACUUAAUAUAUUUUGGAUUGAUAUUUGGUAUUUCUUUUAAAGUAUUUUGUGUGUGUGUGCUGUGAACGGUUUCUGCCAAAGACCAUGGUGUGUGUCUGUAUAUUUAAGUUAUCGUAAAUAUUUAAAAUGGGAACCCGGCUGUUUUGUUACGCCACCCUGUGCCAGGAUUGCUGCUGCAUUCCCCUGGGCACAACAGUAUUUUAAUUAAAAAAUGAUGAUCACUGAAA
Echinops telfairi (small Madagascar hedgehog) is the source of this 4233-nucleotide messenger RNA. It is a transcript of the gene AMOTL2, whose product is annotated as angiomotin like 2. Lineage: Eukaryota; Metazoa; Chordata; Mammalia; Afrosoricida; Tenrecidae. Bases 42 to 2405 code for a protein of 787 amino acids. Gene Ontology annotation, cellular component: cytoplasmic vesicle; bicellular tight junction; plasma membrane. The transcript has 9 exons. The record is from RefSeq and is a predicted model, not a curated record. Gene Ontology annotation, biological process: angiogenesis; hippo signaling; regulation of cell migration.